Molecule: messenger RNA, 1778 nt
Organism: Xylaria bambusicola
Lineage: Eukaryota; Fungi; Ascomycota; Sordariomycetes; Xylariales; Xylariaceae
Exons: 1
Coding region: 456-1439 (327 amino acids)
Source: RefSeq, a predicted model, not a curated record
GUUUUACAGCUGGAGUAACUAAAGAUUAGGUGGGUAAGUAGCCUACGGGAUGGUCGGUUUAUGAGCUCAUUUCCAAAUUACUCUGCCUGCCAUAUCGAGAAAUCUACCCCCUGUGUCGUGUCUGAUUCUAUAUACCUUUCGCGCCUGGCAUUAAUUCGCGUUGGACUCAUUCCCGUGACAUUCAAAUCCAUGCUUCAGGGUAUACAGGGCCCCCGAGCCCCUUUUAGAUGCCACAUUUCUAGUACCGAUAGACAGACAGCCAGCCCCAUGGCCUGCUGAGUCCAAAAGCAAAUCCGAUUUGCUCUCUCAUCCCCCACAGAGAUCGACAGCUCGAGUAGCCGAUUCGACCGGAAUUGGUUGUAGAUUAGGUUGCGUUCAAGCGAAUUGACGCAUACUUAGACGAAGGGCAAAGGAAAAGCCCAAGAGAAGCGAACAAAUCAACAACGGCAGCCAUUAUGACGUCGACCGGAAUUACCUCGACGACCGACCUGCCAACGGGCGACCCCGUCCCGUCGUCCACGGCCCCCGUGCCCGCCCCGAAACCAAAGCCCUUGCCCCUCCGCGAGCUCCUCGCCGCAGCGCCCUCCAACAUAGAUGCAUUCCUAGCACACCUGCAGCGGUGCUUGUCCACGCCGUCCGGCAUCGACACCGUCCUCCAGAUCGUGUGCUACUCGUCACGCCUCACCGCAGCAAUCCUCUCGACCCUCGUCCAGCCUGCCCUGCAGCGCAGCGCCUCGCGGCUGAUCGCGCUCGCGAGCGCCCUCCCGCCCUCGGCAACCCUCAUCUUCGAUGCCAAGACUCUGCCCUCGUCGAGCGCGGCGCUAGCCCUCAGCCUCGCGCGACGGCUGAAGGCUCUCAGCGUGCUCACGAGCGAGGCCCGCACCAUCAUGCGCUUGUGGGGCUUGCUGAGCAUGUACUUCUGGGGCCGCUCGCUCGUCCUCAGUCUCCGCCGGAAGAAGCAGGCCGAGGGCGAGAAGACCAGUCCUGCCGAGAGCAAAUUCAAGACGAGUCUCGCCUGGUCCCAACUCGCCGCUUGCAUCGGCUACCAGUCCAUGGAGAACGUUUUGUUCUUGGCGACAAAGGGCGUGUUGGACGUAGCACCGAAGACGCAGGGCAAGUUGGGCCUGUGGUGCGCGCGGUGCUGGGGCGCGUUCGUCGGACUGGAGCUCAUGCGGCUCUUCCACGAGUCGUCGAACCGGGCACGGCGCACGCGCGCCGAGAAGUUCGCGGGCGGCAAGACGGUGGCCCUCGUCGAGCAAGAAGAGCGCGAGUGGACCUCUAACUGGCGCAAGACAUUAGCACGCAACCUCGCCUGGGCCCCGCUUACCGUGCACUUGAGCAUCGAGCGGGACAUCGUGUCCGAGCUGGGAUUCGGCGCGCUCGGCUUCAUACCCAGUGUUAUUCAGAUGUACGAUUUGUGGCGCAGUACAACGGAGUAAAGCAGGGGAAGGCGAAAGGGACAAGAUAGACGGGCGAUUUACGAUACAGGGCCUAUCGUAUAUAUUUACAUCACAUAAAGUCAAGCGAGUGAGCAUUAGAAUCAAUUAUAACGCGGGGAAAGACGCAGGAGCGAAAGGCUACCCUCAAUAGUAUAUGUGGAAUUAGGAGAGCAACUCUCGUGCAACUAGUGUAUAUAAGAGCGAGAUAAGAGCCUACCGGGUAACUUCCACGAGAUGAAUUAUAGGGCUUCGAUGGAUACGAAAGACAAGGUGAAAGGAUGUAGAAUUCUUGGACGUAAAAUUUUUACAAUAUACCAGUUUAUGAAGUUCAUAUUAUGA